This is a messenger RNA of Fusarium vanettenii 77-13-4, 1353 nucleotides long. RefSeq lists its product as uncharacterized. NCBI's taxonomy places the organism in Eukaryota, Fungi, Ascomycota, Sordariomycetes, Hypocreales, Nectriaceae. The coding region runs from base 1 to 1353 and encodes 450 amino acids. Gene Ontology annotation, biological process: proteolysis. The record is from RefSeq and is a predicted model, not a curated record. Gene Ontology annotation, molecular function: metalloaminopeptidase activity. The transcript has 6 exons.
AUGGGCGCCAAGAUAUCUGAAGAUCACCCCCCGCAGGGAAAUGGCGGCCCCCUCUCAAACGACCCUUGCUCCGCCGGCGGAGAACCGCGAGGCGCUCACUUGUCUCGGGAUGGGGACGGGAGUGUGGGUGACAAAGGCGGCGACGACGACGACGAUGAUGACGAGGGUGUCGUUGGCGCCGUAUCGCUGACUGAGGCAUCUGAUAAGAAGAAAAAGAAGAAGAGAAAGCCCAAGAAGAAGAAGGCCAAGAAGGCUACUCACCAAUCAUCCCCUCCGAGGGUGCCGCUGAGUGAGCUGUUUACUCCUGGACAGUAUCCCACUGGAGAGUUUCUUGAGUAUGAGGAUACCAACACGGCUCGCACCACUGCGGCGGAGCUGCGUGCUCUUGGCCGGAAGCAACUUGAGGACCCUGCGUUCCUCGAUGACUACCGCCGGGCGGCAGAAGUGCAUCGCCAAGUCCGCCAGUGGGCUCAGGAGAGCGUCAAGCCAGGCCAGACACUGCGUGACAUUGCCAACGGCAUCGAGGAUGGUGUGCGAGCCCUCCUCGGCAACCAGGGUCUCGAACCGGGCGAUGGCCUCAAGUCCGGGAUGGGGUUCCCAACCGGCCUGUGCCUCAACCACGAGACGGCACACUACACGCCCAACCCUGGCCAGAAGGAUGUAGUCCUGCAGUACGAGGAUGUCAUGAAGGUCGACUUUGGCGUGCACAUCAACGGAUGGAUCGUCGAUAGUGCCUUUACCAUGUCAUUUGACCCCACGUAUGAUAACCUCCUCGCGGCGGUCAAGGACGCGACCAAUAGCGGCAUCAAGGUAAAUGCGGCUAUCCAGGAGGCCAUGGAGAGCUACGAGGUAGAGAUUGCCGGCAAGACGUACCCGGUCAAGCCGGUUCGCAACAUCAGCGCACACAACAUCCAACAUUAUCGGAUCCACGGCGGCAAGUCGAUCCCUUUCAUCAAGAACUCGGACCAGACCAAGAUGGAGGAGGGGGAGGUCUUUGCCAUCGAGACGUUUGGGACCACGGGGCGCGGCCGCUUGUACGAUGACGUCGGAAUCUACGGUUACAAGCUGGAGAAUGGAGGUCCGUCUCCGGCUUCGCUGCCUUUUGCCUCGGCGAAGAAGCUGCACAAGGUCAUCAAGGAGAACUUUGGUAACAUUGUGUUUUGCCGACGCUACCUUGAACGUCUAGGCCAGGAGCGGUACUUGGCCGGGCUGAAUUGUCUGGUUUCCAACGGUUUGCUUGAGGCUUAUGAACCGCUUGCGGAUGUCAAGGGGUCGUACUCGGCUCAGUUUGAGCAUACGAUUCUGCUCCGAGAGUCUAGUAAGGAGAUUCUGAGUCGUGGAAGCGACUAUUAG